AUGGUGUCUUUAUCCUAUUUGACGUUUGUAAAAGCGCAUGGCUCACAAUUAGCUUUUCUGGAAGCCUUAAUGCAAGCACGGGAUGAUUUGGAGAAAAGUGACGUGACCACAAUCAUGGAAGGUGCGCGAAGGAAAGUCAAGCAAGAGAAUCUGAGCGAGAUACCCGAAGGAGGGAUCACGAUCAUUGGACGGGUGGCAAAGCCGGCCUUCUUGGAGGAAGGAGCAUCGGAUUUGCAUGGCGCAACCAAAGCACUCAAUGGAAGUGAUCCAUCUAGUACUGUGGGAUGGACAGCAUUAGCAGCCAGUGCACGGUUGAUGGGUGCCGGUUGGCGACAAGCAAACAUUCCACCAGUGAGCUCAACUUGA
Molecule: messenger RNA, 366 nt
Organism: Meira miltonrushii
Lineage: Eukaryota; Fungi; Basidiomycota; Exobasidiomycetes; Exobasidiales; Brachybasidiaceae
Exons: 1
Coding region: 1-366 (121 amino acids)
Source: RefSeq, a predicted model, not a curated record